This is a messenger RNA of Etheostoma spectabile (orangethroat darter), 4022 nucleotides long. RefSeq names its product cytoplasmic FMR1 interacting protein 2 (gene cyfip2). Bases 264 to 4022 code for a protein of 1252 amino acids. The record is from RefSeq and is a predicted model, not a curated record. NCBI's taxonomy places the organism in Eukaryota, Metazoa, Chordata, Actinopteri, Perciformes, Percidae. Gene Ontology annotation, molecular function: small GTPase binding. The transcript has 30 exons. Gene Ontology annotation, biological process: regulation of actin filament polymerization.
GGGGCUCUAACACCCUCACGCACUGCUCGGUGACUGUCCCUUUAAGAAAAUGCACUUGCAGCCAUUUUCUGCUCUUUGUGUGGGGUGGAUUAGCACUGGGUAGGUACGGGGUGAAACUAGAGCAUCAAUCGGAACAGAAGACGAGGGAAAAGAGAAAUCUGAUCGCCGUCGCACACCGCGACACCGUCCGCCCGCCUUCGGAUCUCGCCGGCCGGACAUGUGAGUUCCAGACUGGGGUGUUGUGUGAGUGACGCCUUGUUACCAUGACGACCCACGUGACCCUGGAGGAUGCCCUGUCCAAUGUGGACCUGCUGGAGGAGCUGCCCCUCCCGGACCAGCAGCCAUGCAUCGAACCCCCUCCCUCCUCUAUCAUGUACCAGGCUAAUUUUGACACCAACUUUGAAGACAGGAAUGCAUUUGUGACCGGCAUCGCCCGUUAUAUAGAGCAAGCUACAGUCCACUCCAGCAUGAAUGAGAUGCUGGAGGAAGGACAUGAGUACGCUGUGAUGCUUUACACUUGGAGAAGCUGCUCCAGAGCCAUUCCCCAGGUGAAAUGCAAUGAGCAGCCCAACAGAGUGGAGAUCUAUGAGAAAACGGUGGAGGUGUUAGAACCUGAAGUGACCAAGCUCAUGAAGUUCAUGUACUUCCAGCGGAAAGCCAUAGAACGUUUCUGUAGCGAAGUGAAGCGUCUGUGUCACGCAGAGAGAAGGAAGGACUUUGUGUCUGAGGCCUAUCUGCUCACUCUGGGCAAAUUUAUUAACAUGUUUGCAGUGCUGGACGAACUGAAGAACAUGAAGUGUAGCGUUAAGAACGAUCACUCUGCCUACAAAAGGGCAGCUCAAUUCUUGAGGAAGAUGGCUGACCCUCAGUCCAUCCAGGAGUCCCAGAACCUCUCAAUGUUUUUAGCCAACCACAACAGGAUCACUCAGUGCCUGCACCAACAGCUGGAGGUGAUUCCCGGCUAUGAGGAGCUUUUGGCAGACAUUGUCAACAUCUGUGUAGACUAUUAUGAGAACAAGAUGUAUUUGACACCCAGUGAGAAACACAUGCUGCUUAAGGUGAUGGGCUUUGGUCUGUACCUGAUGGAUGGGAACGUCAGUAAUAUCUAUAAACUCGAUGCCAAAAAGAGGAUCAACCUGAGCAAGAUUGAUAAGUUCUUCAAACUUCAAGUGGUGCCACUCUUUGGAGACAUGCAGAUAGAAUUGUCGCGCUACAUUGAGACAAGUGCCCACUACGAAGAAAACAAGUCCAAGUGGACAUGCACCCAGAGCAGCAUCUCACCACAGUACAACCUGUGCGAGCAGAUGGUGCAGAUCAGGGAGGACCACAUCCGCUUCAUCUCGGAGCUGGCGCGCUACAGCAACAGCGAAGUGGUGACGGGCUCGGGCCUGGACAGCCAGAAGUCGGACGAGGAGUACCGAGAGCUGUUUGACCUCGCUCUCAGGGGUCUGCAGCUGCUGUCCAAGUGGAGCACGCACGUCAUGGAAGUUUACUCAUGGAAGCUGGUUCAUCCCACGGAUAAAUUCUGUAACAAGGACUGUCCAGGCACAGCGGAGGAAUACGAACGAGCCACGCGAUACAAUUACACCAGUGAGGAGAAGUUUGCCCUGGUGGAAGUCAUCGCCAUGAUCAAAGGGCUGCAGGUUCUGAUGGGCCGAAUGGAGUCAGUGUUUAACCAGGCCAUCAGGAAUACCAUCUACGCAGCGCUGCAGGACUUUGCCCAGAUGACCCUCCGAGAGCCCCUGCGCCAGGCUGUACGCAAGAAGAAGAACGUCCUCAUUAGUGUUCUUCAGGCCAUCCGAAAGACAGUCUGUGACUGGGAUGGUGCGAGGGAACCUCCAAAUGACCCGUGCCUGAGGGGGGAGAAGGACCCAAAAGGUGGAUUUGACAUCAAAGUGCCACGCAGGGCUGUAGGACCCUCCAGCACACAGCUGUACAUGGUGCGCACCAUGCUGGAGUCAUUGAUAGCAGAUAAGAGUGGCUCGAAGAAGACUCUCCGCAGCAGUCUGGAUGGACCUAUAGUGGUGGCCAUAGAAGACUUCCACAAGCAUUCCUUCUUCUUCACACACCUGCUCAACUUCAGCGAGGCCCUGCAGCAGUGCUGUGACCUGUCCCAGCUGUGGUUCCGAGAGUUUUUCCUGGAGCUGACCAUGGGUCGCAGAAUCCAGUUCCCCAUUGAGAUGUCCAUGCCCUGGAUCCUCACCGACCACAUCCUGGAGACCAAGGAGCCUUCCAUGAUGGAAUACGUGCUGUAUCCUCUAGACCUGUACAACGACAGUGGCUACUACGCUCUCACUAAGUUCAAGAAGCAGUUUCUUUAUGAUGAAAUUGAGGCUGAGGUUAACCUCUGCUUCGAUCAGUUUGUCUACAAGUUAGCAGAUCAGAUAUUUGCCUACUACAAAGCAAUGGCUGGAAGCGUCCUCCUAGACAAGCGCUUCAGAGCAGAGUGUAAAAACUAUGGCGUGAUAAUCCCGUACCCUCCAUCAAACCGCUACGAGACGCUGCUCAAACAGAGACACGUACAGCUGCUGGGUCGCUCUAUUGACCUGAACCGUCUGAUCACCCAGAGGAUCUCGGCAGCGAUGUACAAGUCUAUGGACCACGCCAUCAGCCGCUUUGAGAGCGAGGACCUCACCUCCAUAGUGGAGUUGGAGUGGCUGCUGGAGAUCAACAGGCUAACCCACCGGCUCCUGUGUAAGCACCUCACCCUGGACAGCUUCGACGCCAUGUUCCGCGAGGCCAACCACAACGUCUCCGCUCCCUACGGACGAAUCACGCUCCACGUCUUCUGGGAGCUCAACUUCGAUUUCCUCCCCAACUACUGCUACAACGGAUCAACAAACCGCUUUGUACGUACAGCCAUUCCCUUCACCCAGGAGCCUCAAAGGGACAAGCCAGCCAACGUGCAGCCUUACUACCUGUAUGGGUCCAAGCCUCUGAAUAUUGCCUACUCCCACAUAUACAGCUCCUACAGAAACUUUGUUGGCCCGCCCCACUUUAAGACCAUCUGCCGUCUCCUUGGUUACCAAGGCAUUGCUGUAGUGAUGGAGGAGCUGCUAAAGAUUGUCAAGAGCCUGUUACAGGGCACCAUCCUGCAGUACGUAAAAACACUGAUUGAAGUCAUGCCCAAGAUCUGCCGCCUACCGCGCCAUGAGUACGGCUCUCCAGGUAUCUUAGAGUUCUUCCACCAUCAGCUCAAGGAUAUCAUUGAGUAUGCUGAGCUGAAGACAGAUGUGUUCCAGAGCCUCAGGGAGGUGGGAAAUGCUAUCCUCUUCUGUCUGCUCAUCGAGCAAGCUCUGUCCCAGGAGGAAGUGUGUGACUUGCUUCACGCCGCCCCCUUCCAGAACAUUCUGCCCAGAGUCUACAUCAAAGAGGGAGAGCGUCUGGAGGUCAGGAUGAAAAGGCUGGAAGCCAAGUAUGCCCCUCUUCACCUUGUGCCUCUAAUUGAGAGGUUGGGAACCCCACAGCAAAUUGCCAUUGCCCGUGAGGGGGACCUGCUGACCAAAGAGCGCCUGUGCUGCGGCCUCUCCAUGUUCGAGGUCAUCCUGACACGCAUCCGCAGCUUCCUGCAGGACGGGGUGUGGCGCGGGCCUCCGCCCACCAACGGUGUGAUGCAUGUCGACGAGUGUAUGGAGUUCCACCGCCUGUGGAGUGCCAUGCAAUUCGUCUACUGCAUCCCCGUGGGCACACACGAGUUCACAGCAGAGCAGUGCUUCGGGGACGGGCUGAACUGGGCCGGCUGUGCCAUAAUUGUGCUGUUGGGACAACAGCGUCGUUUUGAUCUCUUCGACUUCUGCUACCACCUGCUCAAAGUCCAAAGACAGGACGGCAAGGACGAGAUCAUCAAAAACGUGCCGCUGAAGAAGAUGGCGGACCGCAUUAGGAAGUACCAGAUCCUCAACAAUGAGAUCUUUGCCAUCCUCAACAAGUACAUGAAGGCGGUGGAGACGGACAGUUCCACUGUGGAGCACGUUCGCUGUUUCCAGCCUCCUAUACACCAAUCCCUGGCUACCACCUGUUGA